This is a messenger RNA of Neopsephotus bourkii (Bourke's parrot), 2638 nucleotides long. RefSeq names its product kynurenine aminotransferase 1 (gene KYAT1). The transcript has 14 exons. NCBI's taxonomy places the organism in Eukaryota, Metazoa, Chordata, Aves, Psittaciformes, Psittacidae. Gene Ontology annotation, molecular function: pyridoxal phosphate binding; L-kynurenine:2-oxoglutarate transaminase activity. Gene Ontology annotation, biological process: biosynthetic process. The record is from RefSeq and is a predicted model, not a curated record. The coding region runs from base 288 to 1655 and encodes 455 amino acids. Gene Ontology annotation, cellular component: mitochondrion; cytoplasm.
UUCCCCGGUACGAGUUUUCCUAUCGGAGCGUUGUAGCCCGACUGGUACCUUCCUGCAGCCUGUGCGACUCCUCCCAGGAAGUCCCAGCUACAGAUGAAGCAUUUCAGAGGCAGGGAGAGGGCAGCAUGUGUGGAAAGGCAGCCUGGGCGGCUGUGUCAGACUUCCACAGCGUCAGGCAGCAUGGUCCAGCUUGAUUGAUCUGUGGAGUGCUUGCCUCACCCCUCUGCUUUGUGUCUGGGGGAAAUGCAGGUCCGUGCCCUCAGGAGUGAGACAGCAGGAGCCGUGGCAUGCUCAGGAGAGCGAGACCGUCCCUGCGUCACUUCUUGCUGGAGAGAAAGAGCAGCACUGGAUAUAGCUCCUACUUCAGCGAGGCAAAAAUGUCAAGGCCAGUGCAAUCUCGGAGGCUGGAGGGAGUGGAUAAGAAUAUCUGGGUGGAGUUUGUAAAACUGGCUGCCACCUACUCCAGAGUGAACCUCGGCCAGGGCUUCCCUGACUUCCCCCCACCGGACUUUCUGAAGGAGGCAUUAGUGACAGCCCUCAGCAGGGAGAACAACAUGCUGCACCAGUACACCCGUGCCUUUGGACACCCACCUCUGGUGAAGGUCCUAGCCCAGCUUUUUGAGAAGCUGCUUGGACAGGACCUGGAUCCUAUGACCAAUGUGAUGGUGACCGUCGGGGCAUACCAGGCCCUUUUCUGCUGCUUCCAGGCUUUCGUUGAUGAAGGCGAUGAGGUGAUAAUUAUUGAGCCCUUCUUUGACUGCUAUGAGCCGAUGGUGACAAUGGCUGGUGGGACACCAGUGUUUGUCCCACUGAGACCGAAAGCUCCAGAAAAUGGAAAAAUGAUGUCUAGUGCAGACUGGAAGCUGGACUCGGCUGAACUGGCUUCUAAAUUCAAUGAACGGACAAAAGCCAUUGUCCUGAACUCACCCAACAACCCUCUGGGCAAGGUAUUCAGCCAAGGGGAGCUGGAGCUCAUUGCAGACCUGUGUGUGAAGCAUGAUGUCCUGUGCAUCAGUGAUGAGGUGUACGAGUGGCUGGUCUAUGAUGGGAAGGAGCACAUCCGCAUCGCCAGCUUGCCAGGGAUGUGGGAUCGCACAGUGAUCAUUGGGAGUGCUGGGAAGACCUUCAGUGCCACUGGCUGGAAGGUAGGCUGGACCGUGGGACCCAACAGGCUGCUGCAGCACAUCCGUACCGUGCACCAAAACUCAGUGUACCACUGUGCCACAGCUGCCCAGGAGGCUGUGGCUCAGGGUUUCCAGAGGGAGCUCAUGCUGUAUGGGAAACCAGACAGCUACUUUGUCCAACUGCCCAAGGAGCUGCAGAAGAAGAGAGAUUGGCUGGUCCAGAGCCUGGAUGCUGCAGGGAUGAAACCCAUCAUCCCCGAGGGCACCUACUUCUUGUUAGCAGACAUCUCCAACUUCAAAUCUGAUGUCCCUGAUGUCCCUAAUUCUGAUGAGCCCUACGACUCCAGGUUUGCAAAGUGGAUGGUCAAGAACAAGGGACUUGCUGCCAUUCCACUCUCUGCUUUCUACUGUGGGGCCCACAAGAACAACUACAGCCAUUUCAUCCGGUUCUGCUUCGCAAAGGAGGAAGCUACGCUGAAGGCAGCAAAUGACAUACUGCAAAAAUGGAAACAGGAGAAAACCAGUCCCUGAAUGCACUGAGAGAGAACCAGGCUCUCCUUGGUCCUCACCUGCCCCGGCUGCUCCUUCUUCCUCUUACUUUGCUUGGCUCCAUACUUUGAUAUGUUCUUAUUGUCCACAUUUUCUGUCAGACAAAUGGGCAGAGAUUUGCCAGGCCCAGAGUCUGGGGGACACUUUCUGUCACUGGGAAAUGAUUGCACUGUUACUGUAAGAACCAAAUCUUUGCAUGCCCUGACAGUAAAACAUCAAAUGAUGUUUGUCUUAAGUUUAAAGACUUUGCUAAUCAGUUCUGGGAUGCAUCCAGCAAGAUGCAAGGUAAGGAUGGCUCCUGGGGGCUUUUCCACCACCAAAUUCUGAAAAGGCAUCUCAGGACCUACCUUUAAGGCCAUGCUGGGGCCUUACCAUGUACCCCAGGACACCAUUUCCACCGGCACCAUGUUCCCAUGGGAUCAUGCAGUAUCAUCAGUAGGUUAAUUCCUAUGAUCCUGAAAAUUACAAAACCCAGUGAAAUGCCAUUUUCCAGAAUUAACAUUAUUUAGUUUUCCCAUCAUUCUUUUCUGUGCAUCUGUGGGAAAGCUGAGAUGGGUCAUUGGUUACUCCCAGGGAAACAGGCUUUCAUGAAUAGCCUGGCUACUGCCAAACCUUCCCUGUGCAUCCCCCAAACUACUCCUGGCACUUUGUCAACGCUCAGCAGCAUCAUCCAGGCUGCAAAACAAAAACCUUCAGGCCACUGAUGAAUGCACACAGUGGCUGGGGAGGAUGGGUACAGUGGCCUUGGGCUGCUCCUGUUGCUGGUGGCCCCCACAGCCUCCCACCCACCAGGCUGAUGGGUGAUGGGUGAUGGGGUAAUGUGAGCAGCAUUUUGUAAGGUCAUUCUUGCAUCACUGUCGAUUUCAACCUGCAUAACAAUGCAAACCAGCAUCAUCCAUCACGCAACAGACUGUGCAAUAAGUAUUUGUAGCAGUUAAAUUAUUAAAGUGGAAUUACUGCUAUUA